Anisakis simplex (herring worm) is the source of this 1661-nucleotide messenger RNA. The record is from the annotation of a GenBank genome assembly. Lineage: Eukaryota; Metazoa; Nematoda; Chromadorea; Rhabditida; Anisakidae.
AUGUCAGCACCAUUAAACACGUUAACGUUCUGUUUGGGUGGUGGUAGGGGAGAGAUAGAUGCAUGCAAGGAACAAUUCAUCGAGCGUCUUAAAAGCGCAGUUGCUAUUCCAAGCGUUUCCGUAGAGGCAUGUCAUCGAGCAGAUGUUGUGCGUAUGGUUCAUUUCGUUCAAAAGGAACUCGAGAAAUUGGGUGCAAAAGUGGAGCUGCAUGAGUCUGGCGAGCAGGUAAUGCCAGAUGGUACUCGAUUAGAACUGCCUCCGAUAGUGUUCGCAACGUUGGGUCAAGACAAGUCGAAGAAAACUUUGCUUGUCUACGGGCAUUUGGAUGUUCAACCAGCUCACAGAGAAGACGGUUGGAAAACGGAACCGUUCGAACUUGUGCAGAAAGAUAAUAAGUUAUUUGGACGAGGCUCAACUGAUGAUAAAGCACCUGUAAUCGGCUGGAUUAACGCUAUCGAAACACUUCAAAAGUUGAAAAUUCGAAUCCCUGUCAACAUUAAGUUUUGUUUCGAAGCAAUGGAAGAGAGUGGUUCAGAAGGGCUUGAGGAAGCAUUACGGGCCAGAAAAGACACAUUCCUUAAAAACGUCGACUUUACUUGCAUAUCCGAUAAUUAUUGGUUAGGCAAAAAUAAACCAACCAUCACAUAUGGACUCAGAGGUGUUUGCUAUUACUAUAUGGAGAUCACUGCCGUUCACCAAGAUCUACACUCUGGCGUAUUCGGUGGUGUUGUCUACGAACCAAUGGCAGAUGUUGCAUGGAUGAUGAGUCAGUUAAGUGAUGUAAACGGAAACAUCAAAAUUGAUGGUCUUCUUGAUCUAGUAAGACCCCUGACUGACGAAGAGCACAAGCAUUAUGAGACAAUCGAGUUUGAUCAAGAAGAUUUUCGUCGAGGACUCAAUGCACCGAAGCUGCAAAAAGAAAAGAAAGCCGAUAUUUUAAUGCACUUAUGGAGGUAUCCUUCACUUAGCCUUCACGGUAUCGAAGGAGCGUUCAGCGGAGCAGGUGCGAAAACAGUUAUACCAGCAAAGGUGAUCGGUAAAUUCAGCAUUCGUAUAGUGCCCGAUAUGUUACCUGCUAAAGUCGAUAAACUUGUUCUGCAUCAUCUUAACAAACUUUGGCACGAGAGAGGAUCGCCCAAUCACUUCAGAGCAUUCAGUCAUCAUUCGGGCGAUUAUUGGCUAUCAGAUUUCAAACAUCCGCAUUAUCAGUGCGGCGUUCGUGCCACAAAAACCGUGUACAACGUUGAACCGGACUUCAUCCGCGAGGGUGGCAGUAUACCGAUAACGUUAACCUUCGAAGAACUGACUGGCAACAACGUAAUGCUGCUUCCGAUGGGUGCCAGUGACGAUAUGGCACAUUCAAUAAACGAAAAAAUAAAUAUCAGAAAUUAUAUCGAAGGCACUAAACUUCUUGGUGCAUAUCUUCUGGAACUUGGCUCUCUUUAAAUGAUUCCCGUUGCCGUCAUUCUAUUGUUGUCAUUUUUUCAAGUGUUCUUAGUUCAGUGACUUUUUGUUCUAUGUUUUAUGUAUUGUAGGGCCGUUUGUUUGAUAUUGCUGAGUCAUGUGUUCAUCUCUUUUUUUAAAGUGUCAAUUAAAUAUAGAGCAAUAUUGCAACGGGCAUUUACCAUUUUGUUUUGAAAGUGAACAAUUGUUUUGUUUGG